UAAUUUUCCAGUGUAAAACAUCAACGCUGCCAUUUUCGUUUUGUGGCACGGUUAUAGCGGCAGUUUAAGUGAAAUAUCUCUAAAAUAUCUACAUUAAAUAAAUUUUACAUUAUAGUGCACGGAAUAUUACAAAGUGUUCGUUUGUUGGAGUGUUAAAACAUAACAUCUUGAAGUGUGUGCCGUCCGACCGAGUAAUUGUUGACUUCCUUGGGUGGAACUGUGAUGACGAGGUAGGAGCGGGCGGCGCGCAGCAGCAUGCCGCUGCCCAAGCGCUGCGUGGAGCCGGUGCACGUGUCGCGCGGCACCGUGCCCGAGCGCCUCGCCGUGCCCUCCGAGCUCGAGGCCGUCACCAACGGCACCCUCGCCAACACCGUCAGACAGCUGUCGUCGCUGUCGAAGCAUGCGGAGGACAUGUUCGGCGAGCUGACGCGCGAGGCGACCAGCCUGGCCGACCGCACUAACGUGUUGCAGGCAAGGAUAGACAGGCUCGCCAUCAAGGUCACGCAGCUCGACUCCGGCGUUGAGGAAGUGUCGCUGCAAGACAUCCAGAUGCGCAAGGCGUUCCGCUCGGCGCGCUCGUUCCAGCAGCAGCUGUUCUCGCGCAGCACCAUGCCGUCCGCGAUGCUCGCGACGUACGCGCGCUGCGACCGCCCGCCGCCGCUCGAGCGGCUCAACGAGUUCCGCGACGACGGCCGCGACGCGCGCAAGUUCUACACCGACCCCGACUACUUCUUCGAGCUGUGGCGCCGCGAGAUGCUGCAGGACACCGAGCGCAUCCAGCACGACCGCGGGAAGAAGGUCCGGCAACCCCGCAGCAACAACGCCGAGGGGCGCGGCACCCGGCGCGUGCGCGUGCCGCACUCCACGCGCGACCGCCAGAAGGCGGAGGUGGUGACGCGCGGCGAGCACAUCAUGUCCUCCAACCAGCUGUGCCGGUACAACAUCCAGCAGUACCGCCCCGACCCGCUCUAUCAGACUACGACAGUGCCGGACGGCGGGUACCGAGCGCCCGCCAGCCGGCCGGCGUCGCAGCCCGCGCGCCCCAACUCCAUCGAGAUAGAGAACCAGCAGAACAGGACGCCGCGCCUCACCGGCAACGGACACAUAGUGGGCGAGGAGAGUCCAUACGGGCCGGUGGAGCCCAUCUACGGCGGCAGCAUCGCGGGCACCCCCCGUCGCGCGCGCCCCUCCAUCCCCCCGCCGGCGCCACCCGCGCCUCUGCAGCCGGACUCGCCACAGCACCAUACGCCCACCAGGUCGUCCCUCCCGCCGCCGCCGCCGCCGCCCGAGGGCUCGACGUCGCCGCCCGCCAUGAACGGCGCGUCGCCGCCGCACCGCACGGCGCUGGACGCGCACCUGGACCAGAUGCACGCCGUCAUCGGCAUGAUGUCUGUGGAGGCGCUGCCGCCGCGCGCGCCCACGCCGCCGCCCGCGCCGCCCGCGCCGCCGCCGCCCGAGGAGGAGCGGCCGCGCCCCCCGUCGCCCGCGUCGCUGCUGCGCGGCGCCUCCGCGCUCAAGCCGCCGCGCCCCGCCGCCGACCCCGCGCCCGACCCGCGCUCCGACCUGCUCAAGGCGAUACGAGAAGGUAUAAAACUCCGCAAAGUGGACAAGCGCGGCGAGGACAGCGCGGGCAAGUACGACACGUUGCGCGGCGUGCCCGCGCUGCACGACGUGGCGUCCAUCAUCGCGCGCCGCGUCGCCGUCGAGUUCAGCGACACCAGCUCCGACAACGACUCCGACUCCGACGACUCCGCGCAGUGGACCGACUCCCGCGCGUGACGUCGCGCCUCCCCGCGCCCGCUGCGCGACGACAACCCCGACAACGCCGACAACGCCGACACCAACCCAGCGGACACAGAACAGAAGCAAACUGAAG
Molecule: messenger RNA, 1876 nt
Organism: Bicyclus anynana (squinting bush brown)
Lineage: Eukaryota; Metazoa; Arthropoda; Insecta; Lepidoptera; Nymphalidae
Gene: SCAR
Product: actin-binding protein WASF3
Exons: 10
Coding region: 256-1779 (507 amino acids)
Biological process (GO): positive regulation of Arp2/3 complex-mediated actin nucleation; actin cytoskeleton organization
Cellular component (GO): SCAR complex; cytoskeleton
Molecular function (GO): Arp2/3 complex binding; actin binding; protein kinase A regulatory subunit binding
Source: RefSeq, a predicted model, not a curated record